CACCCUUCGACCUUUAAUUUUCGGCCAUCUCAAACAAUUCGGGCGCCCACUAUUUAACUAUUUUAUAUCCGUGUCCGAGCAGUUCGGAGCGCUCAGUCGACGCCAUGUAAGUCAGAGCAGGGGGAUGAACUACGGAGUACCAGGACUCCUAUUUUGCGCGUCUACGGAGUGCUUGUCACGAUAUAUAUAUGAAACAACCAAGUUACGUGCGAUCGGUGACCACCGCCACCCACGCGAGAACCGUUACCAUUCCAGUCCAUGUCACCUCCAGUAUAACACCCACUGUCACGGUAACUCCGUCCACAGUCACAGUCACCUCGACCACGAGUACUACCACCACCAGCACCUCCGUCACUACGGCUGCCACACCCACCAGUACGUUCACCACGACACUGACACUUAUCUCCUCCACCACUACUACCAGCACUAUUACUGCGCCAACAUCCACGGCAACGGAGAUUCAGACUAGCACUUCCACAACCACAACCACCCUGACGUCCACUGUGCCAACUUCCGCUGGUUUCCUCCCAGUUAUCAGCACACUCCCUGGCUCGGCUGAGAAGCGCAAGCGGGCAGUGAAAUGGAAGCAGGCUCAUUCGAGGAGGUCGUCGUAUACCUUGCCAGGGCAGAAGCCAUCGACUCAAUGCAAAGCACCCUCACCACACCAGCCUUCAAGCGGAGGCAAGCCAGUAUGGGACACAUGCGCGCAAUACCCCACGGCGGUGGAGUGCCAGGAGCUUGUGGAGAUCUUUUCCCCCAUUGUCACAACGGUAACAGCGCACACGACGGUUUCGGCAACUUUGACGACAGCAACAACUACGACGACCAUCACCUCAACCUCGACGGCGACUACAACAGCAACCAUCACCCCUUCAAGCGCCAACUACACCACGACGGUGACGACCUCAACCUCUACCAUAAUCACUGCCUUCAGCACUACUACACCCUCUACAACGACAACCAGCACAACCACCGUCGUCACCACAGCAUCUACCUCGACAAUCAUCUACGCCGCCUGCGCAACGCCCAACCUAGUGGGCACGGUCAACGGCUACGCCGUCUACGACGCAGUGUACCCCGGCGCGUCGACCGGUCUCACCACCACGGAAGACCUAACUACCUACGACUGCUGUGUUUCGUGCAUCACAAACCCGGCGUGCGCAGCCGCAGCAUUCAACGGGGCUUUCGACGCUGGCGAACAGUGCUUCAACUUCGUUGCCAGUGGCGGCGCCGGAGCCUGCACUACCGAAGGCGAGAAUAGCUUCGGCGCCGAGUACUCGAGCUCCUUCCCGGCCGACACAGAGUAUUUCCUUUCAAACGGCAACUGCGGCUCCUACAACUACGUCCAGACGGCCUAA
Molecule: messenger RNA, 1358 nt
Organism: Cladophialophora immunda
Lineage: Eukaryota; Fungi; Ascomycota; Eurotiomycetes; Chaetothyriales; Herpotrichiellaceae
Exons: 3
Coding region: 189-1358 (389 amino acids)
Source: RefSeq, a predicted model, not a curated record